This is a messenger RNA of Mauremys reevesii (Reeves's turtle), 722 nucleotides long. RefSeq names its product mediator complex subunit 31 (gene MED31). The coding region runs from base 238 to 615 and encodes 125 amino acids. The record is from RefSeq and is a predicted model, not a curated record. Gene Ontology annotation, molecular function: transcription coregulator activity. Lineage: Eukaryota; Metazoa; Chordata; Testudines; Geoemydidae. Gene Ontology annotation, biological process: regulation of transcription by RNA polymerase II. The transcript is spliced from 4 exons. Gene Ontology annotation, cellular component: mediator complex; core mediator complex.
CUCGUGACCCUGCCGCCCUGCUCGGGAGCUGAGUUCUCCCGCACUCAGGACACAAAGGGCGAAGGAGCAAAUCGCUGCCCCCCUCCUCUCAGCGUCUUCGUUACCCUAGCAACGCCCCCACGCUGCGUCGGGCUUCCCAGAAUGCACCAGUGCUGCCUUCCGUGAGGCUUCCGGCCGGCGGGGGCCGCCGCCAUCUUGGGUUCGGGGUGUCUUGGCGCGCGAGCGGGGCCGCCAGCCAUGGAGACAGAUGAUACUGGAAAUCGACUUCGGUUCCAACUGGAGUUGGAAUUUGUUCAGUGUCUGGCAAACCCCAAUUACCUCAACUUUCUUGCACAGAGAGGGUACUUCAAAGACAAAUCUUUUGUAAAUUAUCUUAAAUAUUUACUUUACUGGAAAGAACCUGAAUAUGCCAAAUACCUAAAGUAUCCUCAGUGUUUGCACAUGUUAGAGCUGCUCCAAUAUGAACACUUCCGUAAAGAACUGGUAAAUGCUCAGUGUGCUAAAUUUAUUGAUGAGCAACAGAUCCUUCACUGGCAGCAUUAUUCACGGAAAAGAAUGCGUCUCCAGCAAGCACUGGCAGAGCAGCAGCAACAGAACAAUACUUCUGUAAAAUGAGAAUGUUUGACACAGUGGCAACACUUAUUUCAUGUCAAUACAUGUAUUUGCAAGGGAAAAUUUGACUUGCUUUUGUAGCUUUGGCAUUAGUGAUAUACAUAACUUCA